This is a messenger RNA of Zea mays, 1063 nucleotides long. RefSeq lists its product as uncharacterized. Bases 380 to 928 code for a protein of 182 amino acids. The transcript is spliced from 2 exons. The record is from RefSeq and is a predicted model, not a curated record. NCBI's taxonomy places the organism in Eukaryota, Viridiplantae, Streptophyta, Magnoliopsida, Poales, Poaceae.
GGCUGGAAGAGAAAGAGAACCGUGGACCGCGGCAAACGGCGUUCGCGCGACGAGACCGGCCGGCCGGCCGGCCGUCCCGGCGCGCUGCUGUGAUAGUGCAGUGCAGUGCAGCUGCACUGCCUCCUGCGGUACUGGCGCGCCGUGCUGGGUGCGUGUCCUGUGGCGAGUGUCGCGUCCACGGAAAGGAAAACACUAGAAAGACGUGCCGCCCCUCUCCGACCGCUUCUCUUGUUGGUGGCUCUCUGCCUCUGCAUGCAACAUGUGGUGGCGGCACUCUCUCGCGUGGCAUGGCAGUCAGUGCCGCCCCCCCAGCUCCCCUCUGCGGCAGUCCUGCACGUACGUAGGCUGUCCUCCGGUCGUUUGAAAAGCGGUUCAAGCAAUGGAAGAGGACCGCGUCAGGACUCAGGCAUCAACAGCUGCUGCUGCUGCUCGCGUUGAGAGGCCUGUGAAGCUGCUGCUGCUGCUCGCGCCAAGCCAUCCCACAUGCACCACACCUGCUCGACGGAACCUCUCAAAGGCGGCACAUUUACCAGCUCCCGGAAGGGGCGAGGCGAAGGUAUUCAUGCCAAACCAGGCCGGUGCAGAGGCAGCAGGCUGCGUCAAGCGACUUAUCGGCACCAAUCCCCCCGUGGAUGAUGAAUCUGGUUCUGAUCGAUCCAGUCCACACGAAUUGGUGCCUGGAUCUUGCGCCGCGAUACCUCAUUAUUUGGGCGCCACUGCCAGUUUGCAUCACCGUGCCUUUUCCCCGGCAAAAUGCUAUGGGUGGCAGCAUCCUCUGGGCUCUGGCGGCCUGCCCGCGUACGUGCCUGCCACAAGCCCACAAGGCUUAGCUCUCUCUCGACUCCGCGAGGCAACGCCUGUCAGAUCAGAUGCCACAUUGAGCCAUGUUGAUGGACAGGUUUAUUUCACAGAACAGGACUGUUUCUGACAAAUCUGGCACCCAAAUAGUCGAAGGGAGGGUUAGGUCAUACACUCAUACUCGCUCCAUAUUUUUUUUAUCUGACGUUUGUAGUUUUUUUUAUAUUGUUUCACGUCAAAAUAAAAAGAUGGAGGUAGUACAAAA